Molecule: messenger RNA, 1777 nt
Organism: Cyprinodon variegatus (sheepshead minnow)
Lineage: Eukaryota; Metazoa; Chordata; Actinopteri; Cyprinodontiformes; Cyprinodontidae
Gene: matn3
Product: matrilin 3
Exons: 9
Coding region: 21-1685 (554 amino acids)
Molecular function (GO): calcium ion binding
Source: RefSeq, a predicted model, not a curated record
CAUCCAGCUGAAGGAGCAACAUGGUGUCUCUAAUGGUGGUGGUCUUUGGUAUCUUAGCGGCGGGAUCUCAGGGCUCUGCACCACGGCGGUAUGAACAGUCCAAGGACUUAACGCCCAUCCACAUCUCUUCUUCAAAAACGCAGGACGCAAAACGCUUCCAGGAGGUCCGCAGGAGCGACGAGAGAAGCGCGCAGCUGCGUCAGGGCGCGCGCACAGGUGCAGACUCCUACCUGAGGACCGGGGGACGGAGAGAUGACGCAGCAUCAAGAACUAACUGCAAAAAUCGUCCAAUUGACCUGGUUUUCAUCAUAGACAGCUCUCGCAGUGUGCGCCCUGCUGAGUUUGAAAAGGCUAAGGCGUUCCUGCAGAACAUGGUGGACAGCUUGGUCAUAGGCAGAGACGCCACUCGUGUCGGCCUGGUUAAUUAUGCCAGCACAGUCAAGAUCGAGUUUCUCCUCAACACCUACUUUGACAAGUCUUCGGUGAAGCAGGCACUUGGGAAGGUUGAGCCCCUGGCUUCAGGUACCAUGACUGGCAUGGCCAUCAAGACCGCCAUGGAAAAAGCCUUCACCAAGGAGGCCGGGGCCCGCUCCGCUUCCACCAACAUCGCUAAGGUGGCGAUUAUAGUGACGGACGGGAGGCCCCAGGACAGGGUGGAGGAGGUGUCGGCUGUAGCCCGAUCAGCUGGGAUAGAGAUCUAUGCAGUGGGAGUCGACAGAGCCGAUAUGGCUUCCCUGCAGCUUAUGGCCAGCCAACCACAUGAUGACCAUGUCUUCUAUGUGGAAACCUAUGGCGUGAUCGAGAAGCUCACAUCCAAAUUUAGGGAAACCUUGUGUGGUAAGGAUGAUGAUAAUGGGAGUGCAGAUAUUGAUGAUAACGGACUAGGCCCAAAUGGCAGGAAAGACCAUAAUAACAAUAAAGGGAACAACGGUUUGGAUCCAUGUGCUCAAGGACACAACUGUCAGCAUAUUUGUGUCAACAAUGGCAACUCGUACAGAUGCAAGUGUCGCUCAGGCUUCGUCUUGAAUCCAGACAAGAAAACCUGCUCACGUGCAGACGCUUGCAGCCAGGGACACGACUGCCAGCACGUUUGUGUUAACAGUGGUGACUCGUACAUGUGCCAGUGUCAAAAUGGAUACGUGUUGAACCCGGACAAGAAAACAUGCUCACGUAUGGAUGCAUGUUCUUCAGGCCAUAACUGCCAGCAUAUUUGUGUCAAACGUGGAGAUUCAUAUGUCUGCAUGUGUCGUAAAGGAUAUGUGUUGAAUGCAGACAACAAAACGUGCUCACGUUCUGAUGCAUGUGCUCAGGGACACGACUGCCAACACAUAUGUGUCAGCAGUGGAAGCUCGUACGUCUGCAAGUGUCGGUUGGGUUAUUUGCUCAACACAGACAGGAAAACAUGCUCACGUUCGGAUGCAUGUGCCCAGGGACACGACUGCCAGCACAUUUGUAUCAACAACGCUGAUUCUUACAACUGCAUGUGUCGAGAAGGAUAUAUACUAAAUUCAGACCAGAAAACAUGUUCACAGGAAAUGAGGAGUGAAAUAACAGAAGAUGCCUGCAUGUGUGAAGCACAGAUUGUUUUCCAGAGAAAGGUGCAGUCGGCCAUUCAGGAGCUCACAACUAAACUCGCUGAACUUUCAGACAAAGUGACGGACAUUGAAGGUGAAUUUCAGCGUUGAGAACAAAGAUGGAGGAAAAACGUCGGCACUUUUAUUACAGUCAGGAUUCCAUAAAAGUAGUAAAUAAUUAUAUUUCUUUAUGAUGAUGUAAA